AUGUUUGGCCCAUUUCUAAUCACAUUCAUUCUCAAAUAUAUCGGAAGAAAACUCGCAUUUACAAUCUUACAUUUAUUUACAGCAAUAAUAUACAUAAUUUGUCUAUUCAUGACCAAGAAAAGAUUUUGGAUUGCAAUAUUAAGUAGAGCGCUUGUUGGCCUUGAGGUUGGAGGUUUCACAUCAUUAUGCCCAACUAUUUUAAUAGAAAUAGCACCGUCUAAAUAUAGUGGAUUCUUUGGCAAUCUUCAUCAGAUUGGUGUUGUUUUAGGAAUUACAAUAAUGUACAUUCAGGGUGAAUAUGCUCAUUGGAAAACGUUAUUCUAUACAGGAAUUGCAACAUCAAUAUUAGGUGCUUGUUUAAUUUGGCUAUGCCCAGAAACUUCUCCGUUGGAACAAAAAUCAGAUAACGAAGAAAAUCAAAAUGAGUCAUUGUUCAAAGAUAUACAUACAUCAAAACUUGUUGUUGGAUUAACAUUGAUGGUUAUUCAACAAUUUUGUGGAGUUAACGCAAUACUAUCGAAUCUUGAACAAAAUUUCAGAGACGCUGGCCUCACACUUAGAUCGGGAAUUGCCAGUUCUAUAAGUAUGUUAGCUCAAUUAGUUGGUGUUUUGAUUUGCGGACCUAUCGUAGACUCUAUCGGAAGAAAAUCUCUUUUUUCGAUUUCUUCUUUAGGUUGUUCAAUCAUGCUAUUUCUGUUCUCUCUGAAUCUCAAAUAUAACAUUACGAACUAUGUUGUUCUCAUAAUAAUUUGUUUUUAUCUAUUCUUUUUUGGACUAGCACUUGGACCAAUACCAUGGUUUAUAGUUCCAGAAUAUUUUUCUGGUUCAAUACGAUCAAUGUCUGCAACAAUGGUCACUUUUGUAAAUCAAUUAUGUUCGUUUUUAGUUAUUUUCUUAUACCCAUGGAUGAAAAACGGUAUGGGACAAUCUGCAACAAUAAUUUUUUAUGGAAUUAUUAGUGCAAUUGGUGCAAUUUUUGGAUACUUUUAUAUUGAGGAACCGCGGAAGAUAAGUACGGAAAGUAUUGACUGGAAUGAAAACGAUCUUGAGGACAAUCUUGUUGAGGAUUGA
This is a messenger RNA of Trichomonas vaginalis G3, 1071 nucleotides long. RefSeq names its product major facilitator superfamily transporter. Gene Ontology annotation, molecular function: transmembrane transporter activity. Gene Ontology annotation, cellular component: membrane. The transcript has a single exon. Gene Ontology annotation, biological process: transmembrane transport. The record is from RefSeq and is a predicted model, not a curated record. Bases 1 to 1071 code for a protein of 356 amino acids. NCBI's taxonomy places the organism in Eukaryota, Parabasalia, Trichomonadida, Trichomonadidae.